AUGGAAACGAUAAAUUAUAGAUGGAAUGAUAAAAUUGAAAAUUUUCAUUUGAAAAUAAAUAAAUUACGAAAUGAAAUAAAUGAGUUCAAGAAAAAUUCUAUUAAUGCUUAUGCUUUAAAAAAUAAGAAUUUAUACUUUUCUAAAGUGAAUAAUAAUACAAAAAGAAGAGAAUUAAUAAAUAUAAAUAAUUAUGAAGUAAAAAAUAAUUUAAAUAAAACAAAUAAUAAUACAUAUAUUCUAAAAGACAAUAAAAAUAAUAAGACAGUGAAUGCUAUUUUUCCUAUAUCUAAAAAUACUUCUAAUAAAAUUAUUAAAACUAAUGAUAUAAAAUUAUGUGAAAAUAAAAGUUCAUCAAAAUUUAAUUUAAGAAAUAAAAGGAAAAAUGAAAAAGUUAUUAAAAUUAAUGAAAAGAGGUGGCUAAUUGCAGCAAAACAUGUCAAAGUUAAAAAACUAGAUAAUAUUGAAAAGGAGAAGGAUUUAGAAAAUAAAAAAAGUAAAAAAAAUAGAUUUUUGUAUUUAGAAGGAGAAGAGGGAAACAUGCAUGUAUAUCCUGUUUAUUCAGACUCCGAGGUUGGUUUUGAAAGUAUUUCGCAUAUUGAAGAUGAAAGUUUAUCAAAAGUAAAGAAAGAAAAUCAGGAUGAUGAUGAUAUAAAAACAACAAAGCAUUUAGCUCAAUGGAGUUCAGAUUUAGUGCAUAAAUAUCUUGAGGAAGCUAUUGAAAACACUAAAUUAAUUUUUAAAUGUUCGAAUAUAAAAUGUCGUCAUGAGGAAAUAUUUAAAAGAAUGCAAUCUUAA
Molecule: messenger RNA, 795 nt
Organism: Plasmodium relictum
Lineage: Eukaryota; Apicomplexa; Aconoidasida; Haemosporida; Plasmodiidae
Product: conserved Plasmodium protein, unknown function
Exons: 3
Coding region: 1-795 (264 amino acids)
Source: RefSeq, a predicted model, not a curated record